CAUCUCCUCUGCACUGGGCAGGACUGGGAGCUGUCAGUCAUCCCUCCAUCCUCCCUCCUGUCACCGCUGCAUGUUCCCCCUUCUCCUCCCGCUCCCCACUCUCUGCCUGUAACCCUGGAGUGGGGGGCUGCUCUGCAGGAAGACAUCUCCCCCCACCACAGUGCAGCGCCCCCCACAGCCCCUCUGCGGGUAUAUGGACAGGAGCUCCCUGCUGCGCCUCAUCCAGGGGCAGCUUGACCCAGAUAACACGGGUUUUGUAUGUGCUGAAACCUUCGCUGCUCUGGUAAACAACCAUGAGCUGCCCCUGGACCCCGCCAAGCUGGAGAUGCUAUUUGCCCUAUCACAGGGCAAUGAAGAGGGACAGAUCUGUUACUCGCAGCUUGUGGACCUGAUAAGCAGCAAGCGCUCCAGUAGUUUCCGAAGAGCCAUCAGCAGCGGUCAGAGAGCUCUCCCCCGAGAUGUGCUGCUGGAUCAGGCUGGGCUGGGGGUCUAUAAAAGAUUUGUACGCUAUGUGGCCUACGAAAUCCUGCCCGGGGAGAUGGAAAGGCGGUGGUACUUCUACCAGCAUCGGCCAUGCCCACCGCCUAUAUUCAUGGCAGCCGUGACCCUGACACAGAUCAUCGUGUUCCUGUGUUACGGGGUCAGGCUGAACAAGUGGGUCUUGCAGACGUACCACCCUGAGUACAUGAAGAGCCCUCUGGUAUACCACCCGGGACAUCGGGCAAAAGCUUGGCGCUUCCUUACCUAUAUGUUCAUGCAUGUUGGCUUGGAGCAGCUCGGGUUUAACACCCUCUUACAGCUUAUGAUCGGCGUCCCCCUAGAGAUGGUUCAUGGGGUGCUAAGGAUAAGCUUCCUGUAUCUGGCUGGGGUGCUGGCAGGAUCUCUUGCUGUUUCAGUCACAGACAUGAGAGCGCCCUUAGUGGGAGGCUCAGGCGGUGUAUAUGCGCUAUGUUCCGCCCACCUCGCUAAUGUGGUUAUGAACUGGGCUGGGAUGCGCUGCCCUUACAAGGUUCUCCGGAUGGUUCUUGCGUUGGUCUGCAUGAGUUCAGAGGUGGGGCGUGCAGUGUGGCUUCGUUUUUCGCCUCCUUUACCAGCCGCUGGUCCCCAGCCCAGUUUCAUGGCGCACCUGGCGGGGGCAGCAGUCGGUGUCAGCAUGGGAUUGACCAUUUUGCGCAGUUACGAGGAGAACCUUCAGGACCAGUGCGGCUGGUGGGUGAUCUUGCUGUGUUACGCCACCUUCCUGGCAUUCGCUAUUUUCUGGAAUGUUUUUGCUUAUGACCUGCUCGGUGUCCAGAUCCCGCAUCCUCCAUGACAGUCACCCCCCCCCCCCCCCCCCCUGGACGCAUCACACCCUUCAAGGACUUAUUCUGGUGCUGAUUCGGUACAAACUUUCUUGUCGACAAAUGGCCAAAGCAUAAUGGAGAUCGAUCGACAAGGGUGACCGCAGGAGGACGGGGGGAGAAGAGUGACCUUCUUCAGUACUGCAGGGUGAUGUCAUGAUGUUUGCUAUGUAUAUGUGUGGUCAGGUGACUUUUAUAAUCUUUUUUUUUUUGCUGCCUUUAGAAGCUGAGCAGAAGGUGGGUUAUCAUCAGGCGGGUGUACCCCAAAAUAUUCAUCUUCUUGACUGAAUUGCAGGGCGAUUUCUACACUGUGAUAUCAUAUCCGAUACCAGCCUACUGGCCCUUUAAGGUAGUACGACCUUAAAGGGGUACUCCACUAGCCAGCGUGGAACUAAAUGUUCCGAACGUUGUUUUUGCGCUG
This is a messenger RNA of Hyla sarda, 1761 nucleotides long. It is a transcript of the gene RHBDL1, whose product is annotated as rhomboid like 1. Lineage: Eukaryota; Metazoa; Chordata; Amphibia; Anura; Hylidae. Gene Ontology annotation, molecular function: serine-type endopeptidase activity. The record is from RefSeq and is a predicted model, not a curated record. Gene Ontology annotation, cellular component: membrane.